Lodderomyces pseudojiufengensis is the source of this 1869-nucleotide messenger RNA. It is a transcript of the gene BEM1, whose product is annotated as phosphatidylinositol-3-phosphate-binding protein. Gene Ontology annotation, molecular function: phosphatidylinositol binding; protein binding. The transcript has a single exon. Bases 1 to 1869 code for a protein of 622 amino acids. Lineage: Eukaryota; Fungi; Ascomycota; Pichiomycetes; Serinales; Debaryomycetaceae. The record is from RefSeq and is a predicted model, not a curated record.
AUGAUUAAAUCCUUCAGGAAGAGUAAAAGAACGUCUAGUUCAUCAAGUUCCCCCAAAAGAAAUAUAUCAAGAGUUUCAUCAACAUCUAAUCUGGAUGCAGAAUUAAUACUACAAUCACCUAAAAAAGUUAUAAAAGCAUUAUAUGAUUAUGAUCCUCAAGGACCAGGAGAAUUAAAAUUUAAAGUUGGAGAUUUUUUUCAUGUAUUAAAUAUAUCAGAUGAUCCAAAACAUAAAGAAGCAGAAGAAAAUGGUUGGUAUGAAGCAACUAAUCCAAUGACUCAUACAAAGGGGAUGGUUCCAAUAAAUUAUUUUGAAGUAUUUGAUAGAUCAAGACCAACAGCAACAACUUCAAAUUCAAAUCAAUCCCAUCAACUACAACAUCAACAAUUACCACAUCAUCAUAAUAAUACAGCCAAUAGUCAUAGUAAUAAUAAUUUUCAACAAAAUCAACCUCAACAACGAAAUUCUAAUCAAACUUUGUAUGCAGUUACCCUUUAUGAAUUUAAAGCAGAAAGAGAAGAUGAAUUGGAUGUUCUACCAGGAGAAAAUCUUAUAAUAUGUGCUCAUCAUGAUUAUGAAUGGUUUAUAGCAAAACCAAUAAAUAGAUUAGGUGGACCAGGAUUAGUUCCAGUAGCAUAUGUUAAAAUUAUAGAUUUAAUGAACCCUGGCCAGUCAUCAUCAACAAUAUCAUCAAUAGAUACGACUAAUCGUGAACAAGUUAUGAAAAUUAUCUCAGGUUUCAAAAUUCCAACUGUUGAACAAUGGAAAGAUCAAACUGCAAAAUAUCAAGCUUCAUCAAUAGCAUUAGGAACAAUAUCAAGAACUAAAACUCCUCCACUGUCAUCUACUUCACAAUUUUUUGAUGGUAAAACAACUCAUUCAAAUAGAUCAUCAUUAAUUUCAACAUCAAUAAUAGAAGCAAGUGUUGAUUCUUAUCAAUUAUAUCAUGGAAGAUAUCAAUAUUUAAUUACUGCAAAAUUAUCAAAUGGUAAAAUAAGAAAUUUAUAUAGAUAUUAUCAAGAUUUUUAUGAUUUACAAGUUAAAUUAUUAGAAAUGUUUCCAUAUGAAGCAGGCAAGAUUGAAAAUUCAAAAAGAAUUAUACCUUCAAUACCUGGACCAUUAAUUAAUGUAAAUGAUUCAAUAUCAAAAUUAAGAAGAGAAAAAUUAGAUAUUUAUUUAUCACAAUUAAUUGCAUUACCAAAUCAUAUAUCAAAAUCUGAAGAGGUUUUAAAUUUAUUUGAAAUUUUAAAUAAUGGAUUUGAUAAAGAAAUUGAAAAUACAAGAAGAGUUUCAAAACCAAUAAGUCAAAAAUCAAAUAGUCAUCAAGAUAGAAUGUCUCAAUAUUCUAAUUUUGGUAUACAACCAAGAAUUUCAGAUCCUUCUAAUUCUAAUGAAUCAACAACUCAAAGAUCAAGAGAAUCUUCAACUAUAAAUGUUAAUACAAGUAAUACUAAUAAUUACAAUAAUAACAAUAUUCCAUCAACUUCAUUAACUUCUUCAUCACCAACAGAUUUAGAAAAAUCACCAAAAGUAAAAGUAAAAUUUUAUUAUGAAGAUGAUAUUUUUGCUUUGCUAUUACCAUCAAAUUUAAGAUUACAAGAUUUAAAAACAAAAUUAUACAAAAGAUUAGAAUUAGAUGAUUUACAACAGCAUCAAUUCCAACAACCUAAAACAAUAAAUUCAAUAAAAUUAUUUCUCAAAAAUGAUUAUGAAAAUUUUUGUAAAGAUAUGAACAUCGUUGAUUCUUCUAUAGAAAAUUUAAAUUUUAAUCAAUAUGGUUCUAAAUUAAUUGAAUUUGAAAUUGAUGAUGAUUUAAAAUUUCAUGAAAUUUUAUAUGAUAAAUGUAAAUUAAUUAUUGUUAUUGUUUAG